This is a messenger RNA of Ylistrum balloti, 858 nucleotides long. RefSeq names its product piercer of microtubule wall 1 protein-like. Gene Ontology annotation, biological process: axoneme assembly. Gene Ontology annotation, cellular component: axonemal microtubule. The record is from RefSeq and is a predicted model, not a curated record. The transcript has 4 exons. The coding region runs from base 49 to 375 and encodes 108 amino acids. Lineage: Eukaryota; Metazoa; Mollusca; Bivalvia; Pectinida; Pectinidae.
UGUGCAGCAAAUAGAUUCAUCUCGGUAGUAUACCAUUCACUACAAACCAUGGCUGCUAAUCAAGAAACAGAGGUUGAAGUGGUAAAAAUGGGACCAGGUGGCGUACCAGAGGGAUCAAAGACUGCUGAAUUCUACAGAACCGACAAUAUCCCUACACGUUUUGAUAACCCAGACUGGUUCCAGGGCUACGGAGGUAAAGACCAACAUCCCAUGUACAGAACCACAUCAUGUACAUAUGGAGCCAAACCACCAUCAGUUCACACUAUGCCAACUACCUUUCACUGCAGAUCACAAAAGUUCUCUGAGCAACUUGGGAAAUGUGGAAUGUACAGAAACCAUUCUCUCAACACUGCCCUGGAUAUAAGUCGUGUUUAAUCUUACCCUUAUAACAACACAAACACUUUCAAUUGAAACUGAUAUGGAUGUGAUACAUUAAAACUACAUAUUGGAUUAAAAAAAAUUAGGAAUUCAAAUUUCAGAUUAUUGAAAAACUAAAAAGUUUAUAAAAACCGUAGAUUUAAUUAGAGAGAAGAUUGUAGAUACUUUACCUGACAUCAAAAUGAAAGCACAGGUUUGUUGAGGUUUAAAGUUGUUCUUCACCUUUGUUAUUGUGUACAUGGCUGUAUAUGAGAAAUGUAAGUUAGUGUCAGGUGGAUGGAGGCUAGAUUCUCUAGCUCUGAAGUAAAACUCUAUAAUAACAGAAUAUUCAGGAGGAUUGAACUCAAGUUAGAUUGUUUUGAAUAUUAAAUACAGUUCUACUAAUGCUUGUUGGUGUAAAUAUCUGUAGAAAUGGAAAACAUGAAAGAAACAGUAUGAGUUGUACAGUUUUAAAUCAGAAAUAAAGAAUUGUGGUCUGAA